CAGAAAUACCCAAGGGGAAAAAAAAAAUUGACCACGCGAUCAGCCAAAGUCGUUUUUGUGUGUUGGGAGUCUUUUUUCGCGCACUGAGAGAAUUCUGCCCGCGUCAAAAGACCACUUUGAAAGAGUUUUCUCGUUCAGCAAUCAAUGAUCAGGAUACCGUGAAACCUUUUUUUUUUCUCUUCUUCUUUCGCCUGUUCCAAUCCCUGCCUUUCCCUUUCUUUCACCCCUCUUACCCCCUGCUUCACGUCUGCUCCGCUGCAUGAUGGAUCCCAGAUCUCACCCCUCCCGACCCCCCUCCACCAGUUUACCCCAGGGCUCCACGCCUCUUUCGUCAACGCCUAUCUCGAGUAUGCCCAUGCCUCAGUACACGAUGCAGCCUCAGUACCCUGUCUCCCAGCCGCAUACUCUCCCCCCGCUACAACCUCAUCAUAGUCAAUCUCCUGCUCCUCACUCUUACAUGGGCCAGCCUCCGUAUCGGCCUGACUUGACGAGGUACCCAACGUCCACUCAUGAUGUUUACGCGUCGUCUGCUGCGCCGAUCAUGCCUCAUACCACGGUGGGCAGCCUGCCCCCUUCGUCCUUCUUGUCGCACCCCAACCCCCAGGCUCAGCCACAGCCGCCGCAACAUUAUUCUCCUCACAGUGUGCUCCCACCUGCGUCGAGCGCUCAAACCUACCCGCAGCCUAUCGCGCCCGCGCCUCCCCGGGACCGCCGUGAUUUCAAUGGCAUCCCAUCCGGUGCUUUUAGCUAUCCAGAUGGCAAGACUUCCCCCUGGAUGAACCCUGAUCCGUCCGUGGGCGCAAAUGGUGCUGCCCCGUAUGCUGCGAAGGAAGCCCCUCGGACCCAGGUUGUUGGGUCCCAAGGCCGACGCGGUAUCCUUCCGAGUGUUCCGGGACGCGCGACUCCCGUCACUAACGGUGUGAAUGGUACUGCCAAAAACACCACCAUUCCAGCUAAGGAUGCAGAUGGAAAAUUCCCCUGCCCGCAUUGUAACAAGACCUACCUUCAUGCCAAGCACUUGAAGCGCCAUCUGCUCCGACACACUGGUGAUCGCCCCUACAUGUGUGUUCUUUGCAAGGAUACUUUCUCCCGCAGCGAUAUUUUGAAACGCCACUUCCAGAAGUGCUCACUGAGACGCGGAAACCCAACCGGGGCAACUCACCUGUCGCAUCCCAACGCUCAUAUUAAGAGGUCCCAAGCUGCAAAUCCUGCCAAAACCGUUCAGGAUGAAGUCAGUAAUAACAUCCCGCCUCCCAAUGGCAUGCCCGGUACAGCUUAUAGCGAGGGAGCCGUGAACGGUAAUGGGUUGGCGCACGGCCGGCCAGGGUUCACGGAUCACCAGCCUCUGGGCUUUUCGAUGUCGUCUGUCAAUGGGAUGAACCGUGGUCAGCCAGACGACGCCUUCCCCGCUGGCCGCCCCCAUCAGGCAGGUCCUUGGCAGGCAGCUCCCAAGCAGAACCCGUACCUGGUGCAGCCGGGCGCUGAUCCAUCUAAUCAGCAGCUGAGUGUUGACCGUACUUCCCUCGAACAGGUAAAACAACCGAUUGUUCACGAUCCUAAGCGCCCUGUGAUGCCGGGACCCCAGCCUGGCCACCCUAGCGAACUGGAGUGGGCUACGAUGUUCCAGCCCGGAGCCUCUGAUGGCUAUCUCAACCCGGUAUUCCCCCAGAGCAUGGCAUCUGGUCAAGAGCCUAUCCACGCUCAUGUCGACGCCGAACGCAAGUUUUACCCCGCCACCACUGCUGGCGCCCAGGAAGGCGGAAUGAACGGACUUUACCUGGCCUCGACCACACUGAGCAGCGACGGCACCGUCCAGCCUGCCAGGCAAUAGACGUCAAAUGAAGUCGAUUGAGAGCCGACUGCUGGUUGAGGCCUCUUUGUCGCGUGCGCUUCAAGUUCCAAAUGCGCACGACAAUGUUCUUCGAUUCCUUCCACACGAGACAUGAGAAACCCUUCGGUAUCCUGAAAGUGAUCUAUCGCGAGAUACAAUCACUGGAAAUUUACUAAUCGCAUGGGAA
This is a messenger RNA of Aspergillus ochraceoroseus IBT 24754, 2018 nucleotides long. RefSeq lists its product as uncharacterized. Gene Ontology annotation, biological process: regulation of transcription by RNA polymerase II. The coding region runs from base 260 to 1831 and encodes 523 amino acids. The record is from RefSeq and is a predicted model, not a curated record. Gene Ontology annotation, cellular component: chromatin. Lineage: Eukaryota; Fungi; Ascomycota; Eurotiomycetes; Eurotiales; Aspergillaceae. Gene Ontology annotation, molecular function: RNA polymerase II cis-regulatory region sequence-specific DNA binding; DNA-binding transcription factor activity, RNA polymerase II-specific. The transcript is spliced from 3 exons.